GAAGUAAUGGAAGGGAAUGCCUUAAUAUAAAUAUGCAUUGCAUUAUGAAGUUUUUCCAGUUCUUUCAAAUAUCUCAAAGAUUACAAAACAUAAAGCCAUGAGCAAUAUUGCCUAUGAUGGAUCUCAGAACAAUAAUCUGUGUUGAGAGGCUUCCUCCAUUACCCUCUGGAAAGAAGUGAAUCUCAAGUGUUUGUAAAUUAACCACCUAUACCAUUACCUCUAGCACACUGAUAAGAGUUUUUCUGUUGCUUCAGGAACUUGACAAGGGAGGACCUUAAAGAAAUUGAGAUCCUUCUUACUUAGGAAUUCAGUGACACUUGCUGGGAGAAUGCCUUCUAUCAAUGACACCCACUUCUAUCCCCGCUUCUUUCUCCUGCUAGGAAUACCAGGACUGGAAACUUUACGUAUGUGGAUUGCUUUCCCAUUCUGUAUUGUGUACCUGAUUGCCAUUGUGGGGAAUAUGACCAUUCUCUUUGUGAUCAAAACCGAACACAGUCUACAUCAGCCCAUGUUCUACUUCCUGGCCAUGUUGUCUAUGACUGAUCUGGGUCUGUCCACAUCCACUACCCCCAAAAUGCUAGGAAUCUUCUGGUUCAACCUCCAAGAGAUCAGCUUUGGGAGCUGCCUUCUUCAGAUGUUCUCUAUUCACAUGUUUACAGGCAUGGAGACUGUUCUGUUGGUGGUCAUGGCUUACAACCGCUUUGUUGCCAUUUGCAACCCUCUCCAGUACACCAUGAUCCUCACUAAUAAAACCAUCAGUAUUCUAGCUUCUGUGGUUGUUGGAAGAAAUUUUGUUCUUGUAACCCCAUUUGUGUUUCUCAUUCUGCUUCUGCCAUUCUGUGGGCAUAACAUCAUACCUCACACAUACUGUGAGCACAUGGGUCUGGCCCGGUUGGCCUGUGGACCUAUCAAGAUCAACAUAAUCUAUGGGCUCAUGGUGAUUUCUUAUAUUAUUGUGGAUGGGAUCCUAAUUUCUUCUUCCUAUGUGCUUAUCCUUUAAGCUGUUUUUCGCCUUCCCUCUCAAGAUGCCCGACUAAAGGCCUUCCAUACCUGUGGUUCUCAUAUCUGUGUUAUGCUGUGCUUUUACAUAACAGCAUUUUUUUCUUUUAUGACACAUCAUUUUGGCCAAAACAUUCCCCGCUAUACCCAUAUUCUUUUGGCUAACCUGUAUGUGGUUGUCCCACCUGCCCUUAACCCUGUCAUUUAUGGAGUCAGGACCAAGCAGAUCCGAGAGCAAGUUGUGAAAAUAUUUGUACAGAAAGAAUAA
Messenger RNA from Chlorocebus sabaeus (green monkey), 1267 nucleotides. RefSeq names its product olfactory receptor 52E4-like. Gene Ontology annotation, cellular component: plasma membrane. Gene Ontology annotation, molecular function: G protein-coupled receptor activity; olfactory receptor activity. Gene Ontology annotation, biological process: G protein-coupled receptor signaling pathway. Lineage: Eukaryota; Metazoa; Chordata; Mammalia; Primates; Cercopithecidae. The record is from RefSeq and is a predicted model, not a curated record.